AUGUGCCACGCAGCGACCCACAUCUUCUUCGGCUUGCCCAUCCGCACCUGGUCGCUCGUCCCCGCCGCAGACGCCUGGCCGAAGCUCGUCAAGACGCUCCCCUUUUUCGACUUGAUCACGUUGCGCAUCUUCAACGGGACCCUCCGGGCUCCGAGGAAGGAAGACGCCGGGCCUUCUGCAGUCGAGCGGGUUCCGAUCGAGGUCUGGGACGUCGUCAAGCACAAGCUCGUAGACCUCGAGCUACAGGACGCCAAUGAUCAGUUCAUGCGCGAUAUCGGCGUCAACGACUGGAGCUGCUGGGGCUCGGGUCUGCGCAGACCUGGCAAAUCGCUCGCAGGUUCCGCUCUUCCGCCAUUCUGGACCGACAUUUGCGGCGAAGCUGAACCCUGCGACAUGUGCAUGGACGAUCUGUUGUCGUGGGCAUGUGAUAUCUGGUCUGAUAAGCGAUUGAAGCGACUCGAGACGUUGCUCAAGACGUUCAAGCUCUGCGUCCCGACCGAUCGACCAGUCCUGCGGCGUGAUGAAAGCUUGAUGGACCUCCAAUCCGCCACCUACGUCGCGCUUCUCACGCCCAAAGGAGCGUGCAUUACGCUCGAGACCAAUUGCGGCUACGACGGGCCUGACGAGCAGAGGGUGACGCAGAUCGAUUUCAAGAUGAUGCGAAAGACUGCUCGAGGUGCUCGCCAGCGAUUUCUGCGGUUGAUCCGCCUUCUGCACCUCGAGCCGCUCCAAAUCGAGACGAUGGUGUCGAAGAAGCUGGCUUCGGGCGGACAGAACGAGAUCGUGCUUCGCCAACGAACAUUCACGGUACUUCCAGUGAACGAGGCGCAACCAAAGUGGCUGAUGCUCACUGACCUCGUCACGGAUUGGUAA
Molecule: messenger RNA, 873 nt
Organism: Rhodotorula toruloides NP11
Lineage: Eukaryota; Fungi; Basidiomycota; Microbotryomycetes; Sporidiobolales; Sporidiobolaceae
Exons: 2
Coding region: 1-873 (290 amino acids)
Source: RefSeq, a predicted model, not a curated record